AGUACAAAUUUUAGAUCUGGUUACACUGAGUGCCAACGCGGAAUAAAACAAACAACAAAUCAAAGCCAAUGUAAAAACAAUUGUCCUCAUUGAAAUAAUUACAAUUUUCCAAUUAUAAGUAUGACGUGUGGAAUAUGUCGCGGACACAAGGAGAAAACUGUGAAGUGCCUUGUAGCCGCAUUGGACACUAUCAAACAGCACGCCCUUAUGAUGCAACGAGACUCGGAGGAAAACGCCCGGACUAUAGAAAACCUACAAGCCCGCAAUGAAAAGCUGCAUAAGGCGUUGGACUUGCUAAAAAAUCGUCAGGAAUCCAUAAUUCCCGCAGGAAAGCGCAGGAAACUGUCGCCAAAAAAAGUUGUAGAUGACAUUUCCCCGCAGCCACAAAGCCAGAACUCCUUGAACAUGAAUAUAGCCAUCAGCAGUAUUGAUCUCUCCGACGAGGAUCAGGAAAUGGAGGAGGAUGAAAGCAUUGCGGAAACGGAGACUACUGUACUAAGUCCGCGUAAACUAAAACUACCUAACCGGAAGCCGGACAUCCGGAAUUUGGAAAACGAACAGCCAAACAAUGUUACUGCAGGAAGUAACAAUUGGAUUCGUAAGACGCCCAAAAAUUCAGGAGUUCUAACCAAAUUGUCACUAACUCACAAAAGCUCUAACUUGCACUUAAAGCAAACACGCCUCAAGUUCGAAGCAAAUAAGACGAACACUAGCGAAAAGGAUGUCAUAGAGGAAAGCCCCAAUUUGAGCCUUAAAAGAUCUCGGCCCCCAAGAUCGUUAAUGCAAAGGACAGACAACGUGAGCGUCUUAAACGCAGACGACUCGCUUACCACCAGCAGCAGUAGCAUCAUCAAGUUCAGCAAGUCUACUUUUGAGAUGGACAUGGACGACUUUAAUAUAGAGUGUUCAAAACAACCGAUGAUGCCACCACCAGCCACACCUCCGGGCCUAAAAAUUAACAGCACGUCAGAUAGCGUAGUAAUACUGACGCCUGCCACCCAGGACAUAAUCUUCGUGAAUGAUACGAUUGAAGAAAUUAACAAAUUGGGCACCAUGGAUGUUCUGGCCGAAAUUAUGAAAGACGACGACGAAGACUGCUCAAGCGCCUUAAAGCAGUUUGAGAAAGAUAUGAUUGACCAGCAGAAGCGUCUUCUACCAAAUCAUGCUAAAGCGGAAAAAACCAUUCCAGUAGCAAAAGCUGUUAAAACUGAACCCGUAUCUCAGCCAGAAAUAGAUGUGGGCAAUGAAUCAACGAAACUCUCGCAGGAUAUUGAAAAGUAUCUAAUGGAAAUAAAAGAAGAGGAGAGCAAGGAAUUGGAGGAGGAGUUCCCGCGACCGCUUUUGGUUAAAAAAGAACCUGAGCUGUCGGUAAAAGAACGUUUCAAUAUUGAAUGUGUGGAGUGCGAAAAGUUCAUAAAUUUCAUGGGUACAAAUCUGACUGAUGAGAAGAUCGAAAAGUAUUUGGCCAAUUGUAAGCACGUAGAUGCCAUUAGUAACACGCCACCGGGAUUCUGGAAUCCCCACAUGGUUUCCUUUGCCGAAGACGAUCCACGUAACGAGGUGUUGAUUGACACUCGGUUUAGAGACCAGCGUUUAAAGAAAUGA
Molecule: messenger RNA, 1605 nt
Organism: Drosophila eugracilis
Lineage: Eukaryota; Metazoa; Arthropoda; Insecta; Diptera; Drosophilidae
Exons: 4
Coding region: 121-1605 (494 amino acids)
Source: RefSeq, a predicted model, not a curated record